UCUUCUAUUUAAUGAGGGGUCUCUCUGCCCAGGAGGACUCAGAGAUACCGCCAGCGCCAGUGGAAGCAUGGCAGAGAGCCUGGAACUGGGCUUUGGAGAAAUAGUCAGCGUGGAAAUGUUGCCUCAGGAUGGCAUCUGCAGCCCCAGAGCCAGAGCCAGGCUGGAAGGCAGAAGCAGCAGUUUAGGCUGCGCUCGCACCUGCUGCCUGGUGUCUGUCUCCAUCCUCCUAGGACUCGCUGCCUACCUGCUUGUUAGCCAGCUCCGGACUCAAGGAGAAGCCUGCGUACAGUUCCAGACUCCGAAAGGACAGGAGUUUGGACCUUCACACCAGAGAGCUUACAUGCCUCUCAGAGCUGAAAGAAUGAAGCCAAGAGCACACCUGACAGUGGUGAGACAAGCUCCCACGCAGACAGUGAGGAAUCAUUUCCCAGCUUUGCACUGGGAGCCUGAGCUAGGAUUGGCCUUCACCAAGAACCGGAUGAACUACACCAAUAAGUUCCUGCUGAUCCCAGAGUCAGGAGAGUAUUUUGUUUACUCCCAGGUCACAUUUCGAGGUACGACAUCUGAGUGUGGUCAAAUCAACAAGAAGAGUGGACAGAAUAAGCCAGAAUCCAUCAUUGUGGUUAUCACCAAGGUAACAGACAGCUACCCUGAGCCUGCCCAGCUCCUAACAGGGACCAAAUCAGUGUGUGAAAUAGGCAGCAACUGGUUCCAGCCCAUCUACCUUGGGGCCAUGUUCUCCUUGGAAGAAGGGGAUAAGCUGAUGGUAAAUGUCAGUGACAUCUCCUUGGUGGAUUACACAAAGGAAGACAAAACUUUCUUCGGUGCCUUCUUGCUAUAGGACAAAAGUAGCCAUCAUCACAUGA
This is a messenger RNA of Ochotona curzoniae (black-lipped pika), 866 nucleotides long. It is a transcript of the gene TNFSF15, whose product is annotated as TNF superfamily member 15. Gene Ontology annotation, molecular function: tumor necrosis factor receptor binding. The transcript has 4 exons. The coding region runs from base 68 to 841 and encodes 257 amino acids. Gene Ontology annotation, cellular component: membrane. Lineage: Eukaryota; Metazoa; Chordata; Mammalia; Lagomorpha; Ochotonidae. The record is from RefSeq and is a predicted model, not a curated record. Gene Ontology annotation, biological process: immune response.